Molecule: messenger RNA, 520 nt
Organism: Phycomyces blakesleeanus NRRL 1555(-)
Lineage: Eukaryota; Fungi; Mucoromycota; Mucoromycetes; Mucorales; Phycomycetaceae
Exons: 3
Coding region: 26-418 (130 amino acids)
Biological process (GO): translation
Cellular component (GO): ribosome; cytosolic small ribosomal subunit
Molecular function (GO): structural constituent of ribosome
Source: RefSeq, a predicted model, not a curated record
UGACGCAUCAGCUCCUUUAUUCAGCAUGGUCAGAGUCUCUAUCUUGAACGAUUGUUUGAACAACAUCAACAACGCCGAAAGCCGUGGCAAGAGACAGGUCCUCAUCCGUCCUUCCUCCAAGGUUAUCGUUAAGUUCCUGUCUGUUAUGCAGAAGCACGGUUACAUCGGUGAGUUUGAGGAGAUUGAUGACCACCGUUCCGGCAAGAUUGUCAUCCAGCUCAACGGUCGCUUGAACAAGUGCGGUGUUAUCUCUCCCCGCUUCAACGUCAAGCUUACUGAGCUCGAGAAGUGGACUGCCAACUUGUUGCCUUCCCGUCAGUUCGGUUACCUCGUCCUCACCACCUCUGCUGGUAUCAUGGACCACGAGGAGGCCCGUCGCAAGCACGCUGGUGGCAAGAUCCUCGGUUUCUUCUACUAAUUCAUCACUCAUUGGCUCAUGUCAACUGAGCGAGCGAUGCAAUAAUAAAAUAAACCUACGCUGCGUAUAUAUACACACACAUACACACAUGCAUUCACAAUU